Messenger RNA from Mucor mucedo, 2856 nucleotides. RefSeq names its product peptidase S8/S53 domain-containing protein. NCBI's taxonomy places the organism in Eukaryota, Fungi, Mucoromycota, Mucoromycetes, Mucorales, Mucoraceae. Bases 113 to 2788 code for a protein of 891 amino acids. The record is from RefSeq and is a predicted model, not a curated record. The transcript has 3 exons. Gene Ontology annotation, cellular component: membrane; cytosol; cell wall. Gene Ontology annotation, molecular function: tripeptidyl-peptidase activity; serine-type endopeptidase activity. Gene Ontology annotation, biological process: proteolysis.
CUCUUUUUUUUUUUUUCUUCUUCUUCUUCAACAACGCACACACCUCAGUGUACUUCUCACCCACCCACACCUAUCCUUUCUUUCCCCCACGCUCCCUCUCACAUUUACUAGAAUGAAGAAGUCUUCAUUUUCCUAUUUCCCUAUUGUGGUGGCAGGUGUUUGUUUAGCCGUCUUUGUCAUGACGGCCGAUGCCAUUAAAAUCGAUCAUCCCAAGUACAGAGAAGCCGAUUCCGAUAUUGUUCCUGGUCGAUACAUUGUCAGCUUUACUGGUGAUUCCUCUUCUGCUGCCACCUCCGCCAUUACCAAGGCCCCUGCCAAGGCCGCUCCUGCUCCUGCUAAUUCCUCUCCCACCAACUCUCUUUCUGACUCCGGCACCGAUAUCGAAGUCGAAGAAGAAUUCAACCAUUCUCUUUUUAACGGUGCCAGUAUCAAGGUCGAUACAGAGAACCCCGAGGACGAAGCCAAGACCAUCAAAUCUAUUUUGGACAGAGAUGAUGUUUUAUCCAUCACACCUAUCCGUCUUCAUAAGCGUCCUGAAGUCAUUCAAGGUGAAUAUGAUCCCAAGGUUGCCAAACCCUCUGUCUUACCUCACGCUAUGACUCAAGUCGAUAGAGUCCAUGAGGAAUUGAAAAACAAGGGUAAAGGCGUUCUUGUAGCCGUGCUCGAUUCAGGUAUCGAUUAUACCCAUCCUGCCUUUGGUAGUGGCUUUGGCCCUGGUUUCAAGGUCUCCAAGGGUUAUGAUUUGGUCGGUGAUAAGUACAGUGGUUCCAAUACCCCCAUUCCUGAUAGUGAUCCUUUGGAUGCCUGUGGUGCUGCAUCUGGUGCUACAGGUCAUGGUACUCAUGUUGCUGGUAUCAUUGCUGGUUUUGACCCUGCCACCAACUUUACAGGUGUUGCACCUGAAGCCAAUCUCGCUAUUUACCGUGUGUUUGGUUGUAAAGGUUCAGUCGGUACUGAUAUUGUAAUUAAAGGUCUCUUGAUGGCUUAUGACGCAGGAGCCGAUGUCAUUAGUAUCAGUUUGGGUACCAAGAAUAACUGGAACGCUGGUAACCCUGAACACGAUGUGAUCAACAAGAUUAGUGCUGCUGGUGUCAGUGUUGUAAUUUCCACAGGUAACUUUGGUCAAUAUGGUUAUUAUACCGUAGGUCAACCUGCUACUGCCGCCGGUGCCUUUGCUGUUGCUUCCAUCGAAAAUCAAUUCCAAACUACCUAUAGUGCCUCCUUCACUGGUGUCACUGAGGAUGUUGAAUAUUUAACUACGGGUUCUCCCCUCAUGAAGAAUGGUAAAGUGGUUGCUUCUGAUGCUACUUUUACCUCGACCACAGAUGCUUGUACUGCUGCUUCCAUCUCUUCCGCUGUCAAUGGUACUAUCGCUCUUACCCAAAGAGGUGGCUGUACUUUUGAAGUCAAGAUGGCUAAUCUUGCCACUGCUGGUGCCACCGGUAUUAUCUUUUAUAAUAACGUAGACACAGUCGUUGCCCCCGUCUCUGCUCCCAAAUCUCUCAUUCCCGUCAUCAGUAUUGCUAAAGCCGCUGGUUUGGAUAUCAUUGCCUCUCUUAAGAAGGGUGAGGUCACCGCUGAAUUCGGUAAAGAAGGUAUCAGUGAAUCUGAUCUUGGUGGUAGUGUGGAUUAUUUCUCCAGUGUAGGUUCAGAAGCUGCCCUUAACUUUAAGCCUAAUAUUGCUGCUGUCGGUGGUACUGUUUUGUCUACCUUGCCUAGUUAUCUCGGUAACUGGGGUGUCUUGUCUGGUACUUCCAUGGCUGCUCCCUAUGUUGCUGGAUCCGUUGCUUUAUAUGUCAAGUCUCAAGGCACCACAAAGCAACCUGCUUCUUUCAUUUAUGAACAAUUCCAAAAUUACGCUUACCCCGUCAAGGUAGCACAUUCUAAUAUCACUGAUUCUCCCAUGCGUCAAGGUGCCGGUCUUGUCCAAGUAUACGAUGCCAUUACACAAACCACCCAUGUCUCUCCUGCUCAAAUCAGUUUCAACGAUACCGCUACUACCAAUUACAGAACAAAGACACUUACCAUCACUAACCGUGGUGCACAAACUAUUGCUUAUGAAUUGGUCAAUGAAGUAGCCACUGGUAUUGCCCCUUAUGAUGUUGCCACCUCCGGCUAUACUCCUCUUGAACCCGCUGUUGAUACCACUGCUGAAGCCGGCAUCAAAUUCUCCAUCAAGACAUUCAAGCUCUAUCCUGGUAACUCCCAAAAGGUGACUGUCACAGUCAUCCCACCCAAGACCAACCCUGCCGAUCAUAUCUUUUAUGGUGGUAACAUUCGUGUGAUUUCCAAGCAACAAAACUUGAGUUUGGAUACCAAGAUCCCUUAUUUCGGUAAGGUGGGUAUUACCAAGACUUUGCCUAUUUUCGAUACCGAUGGAUUCCCCGUCAUUAUUGAUCCCCAAAGUAACUUGUAUGGACCCAACGAUACCUUCACCUACGACCGUGCCAACAAGGCCACACGCCCCAUCUCUACUGUCCGAUUAUUAACCCCUACCAAACGUAUCAAGGCUGAUUUGAUUGACGCUACCACACAAAAGGUGUUGGGUGAAUUCUUUACUGGAUAUCAAUACAUGGGACGUGAUCUCUUGGUCGAAAAUAAUCAGUACACAACCGUCUUCUGGGAUGGUAAUUACGUCCCCGCCUCGCUUGCUGGUGUCACCGAUGCUAUUCCUGCACCCGCUGGUACUUACCUCUGGAGAUUAAGUGCUUUGAAGUUGUUGGGUGAUGAAGCUAACAAGAAUGAUUGGGAAACUUGGACUUCAGGUCCCAUUGUUCUCAAGAACUAAAUCGUUUUAUAUAUCUACUGUGUUUAUAAUAAUAAUAAUAAUAAUAAUAUUUUUUUUUUAAAAAAAAA